Conger conger (European conger) is the source of this 1880-nucleotide messenger RNA. Its product is annotated as SAM and SH3 domain-containing protein 3-like. The transcript has 8 exons. Gene Ontology annotation, molecular function: protein binding. NCBI's taxonomy places the organism in Eukaryota, Metazoa, Chordata, Actinopteri, Anguilliformes, Congridae. The record is from RefSeq and is a predicted model, not a curated record. Bases 141 to 1277 code for a protein of 378 amino acids.
CUCAGCGUAACCAUUUUUUUGCGUGUCAGUCUCAUUUUGUCUGUAACUGAUCACAACUCUAGAUUGACAGGACAUUCAGUGUCCCUUGAAUUGAAAUUCCCUAGUAGCACGGCUGUGGAGAAGACACCCCUCUGUGUAGGAUGCUUCGACGGAAACUCUCCAAUGCCUCUGAGAAGGAGCAGGGGCAGAAAAAGAAGCUCUCUCUCCAGAGGUCCAGCAGCUUUAAGGACUUCAUGAAGCCAAAGCCCUCCUCCCCCACAGUGUCGGAGAAGCCGUUUCCCCUGGAGGAGGCUGAGGUCUCAGAGGACGCUGAGAAGCACACGGGUAAACUAGGGAAGAAGUGGCGGGCCGUCAUCUCACGCACCAUGACCCGCAAGACCUCCAAGAUAGUCCAGAAAGCCCUGGCAGAGGAAGGGAUGGAGAGUGCUGAAGAAGGUUCCAUGUCCCCCUUGUCUUUCGACGGGAUUCCUGACCUGCGUGCAGGACAGCGGAGCUCUGUGUGCUCCACCGGGUCAGAAGACAGACUGUACAGUCCCCUGCAGCGUCAAAUCUCCGGGUGUGGAGACAGGCACAGUCUAGACAGUGGCUACAGUCAGAGAGACAGCAUGAGGCUGGAAGACGUCCCCUACAAUGGCCCCUUCUGUGGCCGUGCGCUUGUCCACACGGACUUCACUCCCAGCCCCUAUGAAUUGGAGACCCUCAAACUCCAGAAAGGUGACAUCAUUGAGAUCAUUGAAAAGCCCCCCGCGGGCACCUGGACAGGGAAGCUCAACAACAAAGUGGGCUCCUUCAAGUUCAUCUACGUCACUGUUCUACCCAAUGAGGCAACACCUCCCAGGCGGAGGACGCGAAACAACCACAGUAAGAGCUCUAAACCCAAACCCCAAUCCGUGGAGGAGGUACUGGAGAGGAUCAGCCUGACAGAACUUGGAUCUCUUCUGUCCUUCCACGGCUUUCAGAGGGUUGAGGACUUCAGGGGACUGAAGGACUCGCAUCUUAACGAGCUCAACAUCACAGAUCCUGAGCAGCGUGUUAAACUCCUGAAUGCUGCUGAGCUCCUGCUCGACGGUGACUCUGAGGAUGAAGAUGAGGUGGCGGAGGAGGGUGGGGCGGAGGAAGAAGCCGAUGUGCCCCGGGACUCAGGCUGCUUUGAAGGCACUGAAAACUUGGAAAAUGGUCGUGAGGAUCCACACACGGAUCCACAAACACAGAAGGAGUCAGAGUCCACACUCAGCGGGAUUCAGGAAGAGUUGGAGGCCCUGUCCGUAGAGGACUAGCCUACCUGACACCUCAUACGGAACCUUGCUUUAUUUUUCCUGGCUGAAGAGGAAAUACAAUUGACUGAAGGACAAGUGUGUCCUGAGAAGGGACUGCAUACUUCCAAUAUUGAACCAAUGGUAUUGUGAAUUUUAUGUUUAUUCAAGUGUUACUUGUGAAAUUAUCUUUAUGUGUAGAGGAACAGCAUACCCUUUUGGUCUCUUGAAUGCGUCUGCAUCAUAAGGUGGGAAAACCUUUGCUUUGUUUUUCUGAAGAAUAUUUUUUGUUCCUCUAAUAGUUACAUAAGAGGCAUUGUGCAUUUUUACUUGCACAACCUAGUAUAGUCUGUAAUUGUAAUUAUGCUGUCAUUUUGUGGAUUGCAAUUUUUUAAUUGUUGAAGAGAUAAGAGGAGUAACAUAAAAAGUAUGCCCAAAGGUACCUGGAAAACAAUCAAGGCUUUCAAAUAUUUCUAAUUCUUUUAGAGGGCUCAAGUAAAAUUUUGGACCAAUAGUUAUCUUCAAUAUCUUCGUAUGUUUACAGAUUAUAAAUGUAUAUAUUUUUAUGUUAUUCAUGUUUCAAUUUUCCUAGUGAUAUAUUCUAUUAAAAAAAUUCAAAAAGUGUCA